Messenger RNA from Triticum aestivum (bread wheat), 2340 nucleotides. RefSeq lists its product as uncharacterized. Gene Ontology annotation, biological process: protein desumoylation; proteolysis. The transcript has 13 exons. Gene Ontology annotation, cellular component: nucleus. The coding region runs from base 193 to 2340 and encodes 715 amino acids. The record is from RefSeq and is a predicted model, not a curated record. NCBI's taxonomy places the organism in Eukaryota, Viridiplantae, Streptophyta, Magnoliopsida, Poales, Poaceae. Gene Ontology annotation, molecular function: deSUMOylase activity.
CGGCUGGAAAGUCUAAGUAGACAGACAAGGGGGACAAAGAAAAGAUGACAAUGAAGCCACUUUCUGUUUGCCAUUAUUCUAUCGAAUUGUUGGUCACAAGUGUUAUACAUUCACUUUUUUACUUCAUCGACAAAGUCAGGUGCACCGAAGCCCCCACACUCGUCGGCGAAGAAGGGUACCCAGGUUGUAUCAAUGCACGGGUACUCAGAGUUUGUCCAGUCGUUAACUGGGGAACAGUAUGUCAUAGCUAGUCAAACGACAAUUCGCGAAACUCUGAAGACUCCCGCAAUGAACGUUAGGAGAGUUUUGUGCCAAGAGAUUGCUAGCACAUACGAUUCACAAGUUGACGCGUUUGUAAUACGCGGGGUACCUAUGAGAAUAACCUUGCAAGACGUAGAACACAUCACAGGCCUGCCUAGCAUGGGGAGGGACUAUGUCCCUCCUCCGUUCAAAGAAGUGCAGGACCUAUGGCUUGAUUUAAAGGAUCCUGAAGAUAACAAACUGACCUUGAAAGGUCUUCGAAAGCAGAUGAUCGGCGAAGAGAGGCCACGGUUUGUGAAGCCUUACGUCUUGUACACCAUUGGCAAGUUGGUUUGCCCAGCGACACAACCCUAUGUUGAUCCCAAAUAUUUGGGAAUUGUUGUGGACAUACCUAGUAUAAACUCCAUAAAUUAUGCUAAACUAUCUCUCGACCACUUAAUGUCAAGUGUGAGGAAGUUUGUGAACGGUGCCGCGAACUUGGAGGGGAACCUCCCACUACUGCAGACUUGGUUCUAUGAGAAAUUCCGAGUCGACCAUAUUGAUUGCACCAUUUCCUAUCUUCAACGAGAUAAACCAUUGAUCCAAUACUGGGACGAAGCAAAGGCUGGAAAGGUGGACAAAAUAAUAUCGCAGAACUACGUAGGAGUAGGACAGAUGGUUGAGGACCUCAGGCGCCCUUGGAAGCCAGUGCGCAAGGAUCAUCGAUUUGGCAUAGGAAAGGACUUUAAUGAGGGUCAGAGAGUUGAUAAUAAUAUCAAGAAAACCUCAAAGAAUGUUGCUGCUAGUACAAAUGAAGUGCCAAAGUGUGUCUACAGCAACCCCAGCAAGAACCUUGCUGGGGAAUUUGAGAAGGUAAAGAAAACACCUGUGGACCCCCACAAAGGAAAAACAGACAGAGAUGACGCUGUGGACUCAUUUGGUAAGCGUUUUAGGAGUGACAGCAAGAACUUACCCUCCCAAUCUGAGAAGGUGAAGAAAACAUAUGCACACCCCCAGAAGUCAAAGACUGAAAGAGACGAUAGCAAGAACUUACCCUCCGAAUCUGAGAAGGUCAAGCCUACGUCCAUGGAUGACAUGGACUCCAUAGGGAGGCGUGUCAGACAUGACGGCCGGAAGAAAAAGAAGUCCUCACUCCUUCAGAGCGAGGAAUACGAAUUUUACACCCCCGCGCUCAGAAAGAAAAGAGCUCUAUCUCAACAGACACAUGACAGUAACGAUGUUAUGUACACACAGAAUAAGAAGAUGAAUCCCGGGAAAAGCAACAGCCAGCAGCUAAAACAGCUCAAGGAGGACUUGAUCAAUUUUCAGGCAGAAACAGAUCGAGUUACACAGAAUAUAGUAGCAGAUUAUGUAAACAGUACUCCAGAGACCGCCAAGUUGGUGAAGAUCAAGGACAUACUUCUAACGCAGAAGUAUCUUAAAUGCCUUACAACACCAGAUCAUUCCUCCUUUGCAGCUUGGGUGGAUGAUGAUGUACUCGAUGCGGCAAUCGAACUCCUACGUCUGGACGGACUAGAAGGUGUACGAGAUCAUGGUACCGUGUAUGUCGAAAGGUCGACCAUCGUCAACAUCCUGAAGAGAGAUGGCACAGUCCCGAAUUGUACCUUGGAUGUUUUAAGCGGCAAAUCAGGCACUAAAUGGGGAGAUAACUACCUUAAACAUGACAUGAUUUUCCUACCUUCAAAUAUUCCCAAGAACCACUGGUUCCUGGCUGUUGUCAACUCCCAAAAGAGGGAGAUUCAAAUUCUGGACUCACUCCAAUCACGCAACAACCGGAAAGAAGUAAUUGCUGCGCUUCUUGGAAUGGAAACACAUAUUGAUAUAGCAGUGAUGGAAAAUGGAUUGCAAGGAAGUAGAUGGCCGGACACUCAAGUGGCUUCGUGGCCUAUCAAAGACUAUGAAGUGCCACAACAAACAGAUGGCUGUUCCUGUGCUCUCUGGGUGUUGAAAUUCAUCCAAUAUUGGACCGGAGUGAGAUUGUCGGCAAUAUUCAACCAGGUAACUACAUCUUCCCUAUCUAACUUAACUUUCACAUAUACAAAGGGUCCUAACGUCUACCUCCUAUGCAGGAUGACAUAA